Messenger RNA from Tribolium castaneum (red flour beetle), 1995 nucleotides. RefSeq names its product Zyxin (gene Zyx). Lineage: Eukaryota; Metazoa; Arthropoda; Insecta; Coleoptera; Tenebrionidae. Gene Ontology annotation, biological process: cell-cell adhesion. The transcript has 7 exons. Gene Ontology annotation, cellular component: stress fiber; focal adhesion. The record is from RefSeq and is a predicted model, not a curated record. The coding region runs from base 267 to 1769 and encodes 500 amino acids.
AAUCGACCAUUUCAGUGCUUGAUAUUUAAUCACCCAGCCAUGGCCAACCGCGACUUGGCCAACUAUUUCAAGUGUCAUUGUGACUGAUUUCACAAGAAUUUGGGUUUACACCCAAAAUCGAUGAAUUUUGACUCAAAUUCUGAUAAUCUAACUCCAGACUGUUCAAUUUAGUGCUCAAUUGUGUGAAUGUGACUUCGCGAUAUACAAUUUUACAUUUCCCGAGUGAAAAUCCGCCAACAGGGCCGACAUAACCUCACUUUCGUAGAAUGAACGACUUGGACAAACAAUUGGCCGAAUUGGCCCUAAUCAACAAAGCCGAACUGCCUCCGAACCCCAAGAAAAUCGGGCCAGCUGUGCCUCCCAAGCCCAAAAAGACCCAACCUCAGAUACCUCAAUCAUACCCCCUUAAACAACCCCUCGAACCGUCUUACUCCUCCCGCCUCCAAACCUCCCAACUCUACUCGAACCUCCCGCCGCAAAACACCUACGCGAAUUUGCCACGCCCCCAAAUUAAAACGACCAAUCUAACGCCGAAACCGUACACUAAACCCGAUCACGUGACCUAUAGUAACAUUCAAGUGGGCCAAUCGCGCAACGCUGAUGGCUUGAUUUACAGUAAUUUGGUCCACCCACCACGGGAGGGGAACGUUUACAGUAAUGUAUCACAGGGGGCGUAUGCGAACGGAGAGGAUUUGCCACCGCCGCCCCCUCCGCUCGAUUUGACGGCUAAUUUGGGGGAGUACGCCCCUUGUACGAUUAAUACGAACUUGCCGCCCCCACCGGAGGAUUUACUACCGCCGCCAAGCCCGGUCAGUUCGAGCUAUAGCGAGUUGAGGAGGGCCACGCAACCGGGGGCUCAGGAGUUUAAUUACAGUCUUGGAUCACAGUACGCUGAUUCUGAUUCUUUGUAUGGAUAUGGGGCUAUGUCUCAGUCUUCAUCGACCUACGAGUCCAUUUACGAGCCCAUUAACCCACGGCCCCCAAGUCAAAUGUCCUCCAGGUCUAAUUAUUCCCUUUACGCCCCCUACGUGAGUGGUAAUAGCAGCACCAUGACGGGCCCCAGCCAAUCGGCAAGUCGUAUGGAAGUCAACAAGUUGCAAGAAGUUGACAGUUUGACUGACCUUCUGGUCCAAGGAAUGGACAACGAACAAGACCAAGACGUCUACGGGGUUUGCGUGAAAUGUGGCGAAAAAAUCAUAGGCGAAAAUAGCGGCUGUACAGCAAUGGACCAACUCUACCACACCAAAUGCUUUACCUGCCACCACUGCGCUAUUAACCUGCAGGGGAAGCCCUUUUACGCCCUCGACGGCAAGCCCUACUGCGAGGAGGAUUAUCUGAACACGCUGGAGAAGUGCUGCGUGUGCCAGAAGCCCAUCCUGGACCGCAUCCUGCGCGCCACCGGCAAGCCCUACCACCCCAAAUGCUUCUGUUGUGUCGUUUGUGGCAAAAGCCUUGACGGUAUUCCGUUCACGGUUGACGCCACAAAUCGCGUCCAUUGCAUCGAAGACUUCCAUAAGAUUUUCGCCCCCCGAUGCUGGGUGUGCAAACAACCGAUCAUGCCAGAGCCUGGUGAGGAGGAAACUGUUCGUGUGGUAGCGCUCGACCACAGUUUUCACAUCCAGUGCUACAAAUGCGAGGAUUGUGGGUUGGUGUUGUCGUCCGAGGCGGAAGGCCGAGGGUGUUAUCCACUCGACGAUCAUGUUUUAUGCAAAAGUUGCAACGCGAAGCGCGUCCAAACUUUGACGAAUCAUAUGACGACGGAGUUGUAAGUAGGUGAGUGUUUUUAGUCGCGUAGAUUUGCCAUAUUGUUGUGAUUAUCGAGUGAUAGAUGGAAAAAAUGAAGUAUUGAUUUGUUAGGCUUGAUGCUUGUAUUUUAUAUCGAGAUAUUUUAAAAAAGGGCACUUGUAUUUGCUUAUCAUUCCGGUUUAGUUUAGAUUUUUAUCUUUUAUAUGUGAUUUUUUAACGUGCCAAUGGGUUAAUAAAGUGUGACUGCGA